AUGACGGAGGCGGCGAAGUACAAGAAACUCACCCCCAUCGACCAUGUCCUCAUACGGCCGGAGAUGUACGUCGGCAGCGUUGAGACGAUCUCCACCGCGAUGUUCGUCUUCGACCACGACAAGGGCCGGAUGGUGUGGGACACGCUGAAGCUCAACCACGGCCUGCUGAAGAUCGUGGAUGAGAUUCUCCUCAACGCCUCCGACAACCUCGCGAACAAAGGCGCCCGGAUGACGUACAUCCGCGUGCACAUCACGGAGUCGGGGGAGAUCACCAUCGAGAACGACGGCGCCGGCAUUCCCAUUGUGCGCAGCAAGGAGCACAAGCUCUACAUCCCGGAGAUGGUCUUUGGCCACCUCCUCACCAGCUCCAACUACGACGAUGCGAGUCAAACCACCGUCGCGGGACGGCACGGGUACGGCGCAAAACUCACAAACAUUUUGUCCCACCGCUUCUCCGUCUUCUGCCGGACGAGGGGGAAGGAGUUUCACAUGAGUUGGCAGGACCACAUGCGUAAAGCGACGGCCCCGCGGGUGUCGAACUGCGAUGCAAAGGAGAAGAAUGUGACGCGUGUGAAGUUUCUGCCGGAUUACGAGCGAUUCGGCUUGAGGGAGAAUAAAAUUUCACAUGACAUGAAGCGGGUGUUGCACAAGCGUGUCAUGGACCUCGCCGCGAUGUUCCCAAGCAUUGAAAUCUCACUCAAUGGCACCCCGUUUGGCUUUAAGUCCUUCCACGACUACGCCGUGCUGUACAGCGCCCCAAUCUCAGGUGGGGAGAUGCCGCCGGCGCCGUUUGUGUACGAGAGCCGCAAUGGCGCCAUCGCGUUUGUGCCCUCCCUCACUGCCGGCACCCGCCGCGUGUUUAGUGUGGUGAACGGCGUCGUGACGCACAAUGGCGGCACCCACUGCAACGCCGCGCAGGAUAUUCUACAGUCCUCCCUGGAGACUGUUGAGCGGGCGCUGAAGAAGGAGAACAAGGUGAUUGACACAAAUCGUGUCCUGCGGCACUUCACCCUUCUCGUGUUUCUCGUGCAGGUGCAGCCGAAGUUUGACUCGCAAAGCAAGGCGCGUCUCGUCUCCUCGCCGACGAUGCCGCGCGUGCCAAAGCAGGAACUGGUUGAGUUUCUGCUGCGCAUGCCGUUUCUCGAGGCGCACGUCAACACCAUGACGGGGCAACUCGCGCAGGAGCUGAACAAGGAGAUGGGCGCCGGGCGUCGCAUGAGCAGCAAGACCCUCAUCUCCUCCAUCACGAAGUUAGUGGACGCCACCACGACGCGGCGGGACCCAAGAUGCAUUCGCACCCUCAUCGUCACAGAGGGAGACUCCGCCAAGGCGCUCGCGCAGAACUCCCUGACGAGUGACCAGAAACGCUACACCGGCGUCUACCCGCUGCGUGGUAAACUGUUAAACGUGCGCAAUAAAAACCUCAAACGCCUUAAAAACUGUAAGGAGUUGCAGGAACUCUUCUGCGCCCUCGGACUCGAGCUGGGGAAGAUCUACAAGGAGGCAGACGAGCUGCGGUACCAGCGCCUACUACUCAUGACAGACCAGGACGCGGAUGGGUCGCACAUUAAGGGGCUUGUCAUCAACGCCUUUGAGGCGUUGUGGCCCUCGCUGCUUAUCCGCAACCCAGGCUUCAUCUCCAUCUUUUCCACGCCCAUUGUGAAGGUGCGGCUGCGGGACAAGUCCACCCAGUCCUUCUUCAGUCUGAAGGAGUUUCACAAGUGGCAGAGGACGCAUGCAAACGUGCCCUACACUGCAAAGUACUACAAGGGUCUCGGCACCUCCACCACUGCGGAGGGAAAGGAGUACUUUAAGGACAUGGACAAACACACCAUGCGGCUGCUGGUGGAGCGUAACGAUCACAACUUACUUGACAGCGUGUUUGACUCCCAGGAGGUGGAGUGGCGCAAGGAUUGGAUGACCAAGGCAAACGCCUACACCGGAGAGGUGGACAUCGACCGCAGCAAAAAGGCCCUCACGGUACCCGAUUUUGUUCACAAGGAAAUGGUGCACUUUGCCCUUGCCGGCAACGCCCGUGCUCUGGCACACGCGGUGGAUGGAUUAAAGCCUUCGCAGCGAAAAAUUUUGUGGGCUCUCUUGCGUCGCUCUAGUAAUGAGGCUGCCAAGGUGGCACAGCUGUCGGGGUACAUCUCAGAGGCCUCUUCCUUUCACCACGGCGAGAUGUCCCUGCAGGAGACGAUUAUUAAGAUGGCCCAGAAUUUUACAGGCGGCAACAACAUCAACCUGCUCGUUCCAGAGGGUCAAUUUGGUUCGCGUCAGCAGGUUGGCAACGACCACGCGGCAGCCCGCUACAUCUUCACGAAACUCUCCAGUUUUGCACGGAUGCUGUUCCCCAGCGAGGAUGAGCCUCUCUUGGACUACGUGGAGGAGGAGGGGCAGCGGGUGGAGCCAAACCACUACGUUCCCAUCCUUCCGCUGCUGCUGUGCAACGGGAGUGUUGGUAUUGGGUUUGGGUUCGCCUCCAACAUCCCCCCGUUUCACCCGCUCGACGUUUCGGCGGCUGUGCGCAGCAUGAUUAGUGGUGAGAGUGCCAAGGCUGUCGUACGGCGGCUUGUGCCUUGGGCCGUUGGCUACCAAGGCGAGGUACGUCGAGGCCCGGAAGGGGAAUUCAUCGCGGCUGGAAGUUACCAAUACUACGUUGAUGGCCGUGUGCACGUGACGGAGGUGCCGUGGACGCUUAGCAUUGAGGCCUUCCGCGGCCACAUCUCGCACCUCGCGUCGAAGGACGUUGUGCAGCGCAUUGCCGACUACUCUGGCGCGAACCACGUUGACAUUGACCUGGAACUCACGAAAGGUGCUGUGACGACGUACGCGGAGUGCGAGAGCGAGCUCCUGCUGACGCAGCGUGUCUACAUCAAUGGGACCGUCUUCUCCCCGAACGGCGUCCUCACCCCUCUGGAGGGUGACCUGGCGCCUGUGCUGCAGUGGCACUACGACCGCCGCCUGGACCUGUACAAGAAACGACGACAGCGCAACUUGGGGAUUCUCGAGGCCGAACUCGCGCGGGAGAAGUCGACGUUAACGUUUGUGAACCACUUCCGCAGUGGAAAAAUUGACUUUGUCAAUGCCACGGACGAGAGUCUGGUGAAGACCUGCGGCAAGCUGGGUAUGGUGCGCGUGGACGGCUCCUACGACUACGUGCUGCGCAAGCCCAUCACGUUCUACACAAGGACGAGUCUCGAGCAACUAGGCCGCAAGAUCGUAGACACCGAGAAGCGCAUCGAGAAACUCAAAAAGACAACGCCGGUGCAGCUUUGGCUAGACGAGCUCGACCGCUUUGACCGCGCCUUUGAGGAGUACGAGAAGACUACAGUGGCGUCCAUUCUCAAGGAGCGGCGGGUGCAUCCGCCGACGGGCGACGUGAACCGGGCCCUGCAGCAGCCGCGGCUGGAGGUGGAGGAGCCUAAGGCCCCUUCCGCCGGCGGCAGAGGGGUCCCAAUGCGGGUGAAGGUGCGGAAGUACGCCCCCCCGCCGCCGAGUAAGCGACCCCAGCUCGACGGCGGCAGAGGCGGCGGCGGCGGCAACAGUGCGGCGGCGGUGGUGGCGCGCGUCAAGGCCGCAAAGAGGGCGGCGCGGACGAAGGGCGUGCGGAAGAUGCUGUUGGAUGUCGUUUCCCAGCAGGUGGCGCGCGCCAUUCCGCGGCUGCCGUGGUUCCUCUUUUAG
Messenger RNA from Trypanosoma conorhini, 3684 nucleotides. RefSeq names its product topoisomerase. Gene Ontology annotation, cellular component: nucleus. Lineage: Eukaryota; Euglenozoa; Kinetoplastea; Trypanosomatida; Trypanosomatidae. The record is from RefSeq and is a predicted model, not a curated record. Gene Ontology annotation, molecular function: ATP binding; DNA binding; DNA topoisomerase type II (double strand cut, ATP-hydrolyzing) activity. The transcript has a single exon. Gene Ontology annotation, biological process: sister chromatid segregation; resolution of meiotic recombination intermediates; DNA topological change. The coding region runs from base 1 to 3684 and encodes 1227 amino acids.